UUUUUAAAUAAACGCGCCACUCACAACCCACCGCGCGCACGAAUCGACGAGCUCCUCCCCAACUGGCAGUCCAAAUUCCUCUGCACGCAAACCCCACACUCUCUUCUUUCUCCAAAUUAAUGCAAUCCAAACUAAGCUCCUUCUUCAAGCCUUCGUUUUCACCUUCCAAAGCCGCCGCUCCGGCUGCUCCCGACCCACCUCCCGACGAUGUCACCACUUACAGCCGCCGCAAAGCUUCCAGAUUCAGUAAUGGGGAUCAGAGAAAUGAAAGCGGCAGAGGAUCUGGAUACGAUCUUGUGGACGAGUCUGUCUCUGGUGAAGCCUGCUCAAAACCUGAUUCGAGGAAUCCGGGAAGUGGUAAAGUUUUGAACAAAAAGAGAAGCUAUGCGCAACUCCAUUUGGAUUUGGGGCAAUCGGAUUUUAAUCUCCGGAGCUGUUCCUCUUGCGGGUUUCAUUACGCUGCGGGAGAUGAGCAGGAUGAAAAAGUGCAUAAAUCAUUUCACAGAAACUUCACCCAAGGUAUUCCCUUUAGGGUAAGAACUAAGAUACCUCCAUCCCUGUAAACUCAAGGUUUUCUUUUAUGGGUUUGAUUCAGUUUGUUGAAUCGGGUUUUGGUUUUAAUUAGGGUUGGCAGAACGAAAGGGUAAUUCCCAUGGCUUUCAGUGGAGGGGACCGUAUAAUUUUGAUCUUGAAUUCUGACCCUUCACCUCAUAAAACUAAGGUUAAGGAUGUGAUAAAGAUGAUGGAGAUUGAGCUCCAUGAAGGGUGGAUUUUUCAUCAACUCUGCAAGGUCUAUCUAUAUGUUUCAUCGAACAGAAUUGCUGGUUGCCUGGUUGCUGAACCAAUAAAAGAAGCAUUCAAGAUGAUUUCUUCAUCCACAGAUAAAAAGGCGGAUUCUGGAGUUAUUAGAAAGGAUACAAGGUUAAACUCAGGGGGAGCUCUCAAGUUUGGAAACGUCAUCUUCAAAAAGGAAGCAGCUAAAAAAAAGAUUCCUUCCGUUAGUUCUCAGGAGAUGAUUACUGGCGCAGUUGUUUGUGAAGAGAAAUCUGUUCCUGCUGCGUGCGGCAUUAGAGCAAUCUGGGUGACCCCCUCAAACAGAAGAAAAGGAAUCGCCAGUCAUUUACUCGACGCUGCUAGGAAAAGUUUCUGCGAGGACAGCAUCCUUGAGCGUUCUAAGUUGGCAUUCUCGCCUCCAACUUCAGCUGGAAGGCCUCUGGCCUGUCGUUACGUUGGAAACAAGCCACUCUUGCUUUACAAAGCCGAUCCUAUUUCUACAGCAGGCGACUGAAGAAAGCAGCAUUGUGUCAAAGCUUCCCGAUAUGUCAUUGUGCAUCAUUCACCCCUUCAUUAGACAGAAGAAAAAAGAAAUCAUCUGGAUUGUCUUAACAUUUCAGAAGUUUAUGUUCUUUAUUCCUUCGAAGUUGUAAACUCGGAAAGUGGCUAAGAGCAAUGAAUUGCUACUGGUUUCUUUCUAAACUAAACAAACCGACACUUGAAGUCAAAACAUUCAUAGCAGAGUACAACUGACACUGGAGAUGGCGGAACCUCCUCCAGCUCCUAUUUCUUCUCUACUUUUCAAUGGAUGUGGC
Molecule: messenger RNA, 1589 nt
Organism: Linum tenue
Lineage: Eukaryota; Viridiplantae; Streptophyta; Magnoliopsida; Malpighiales; Linaceae
Source: the annotation of a GenBank genome assembly